UCGACUGCUGCACUUGCCGAACAGACUCUCAGCUACAAAUCCACAAAUAAAUAUGGCCAACUCAACACGACCCCUUCAAUUCUUCGCAACUCCACAAAGACCAUCGAGAAAGCAUCAAUGACUGCACCCACUCCGCAAGGCACUGCUCUCCUGGAGCUCCUUCCUCGCGCCGCCCUCGAUCUCGAUCUCGCGGCAACGUCAAGUCCAGACUUGAUCUUCCCAAGCUCCCAGGCGCAUCGUAAUUCUUCCCCCAACAAUACAGGGGCAAUGCCAACCCAACGCGUCGGUGAUACCGAUGGACCGCCGCGAAUCCGGACUCGACUCGAUCCUACCAAGGCAAAGGAGAAACCCGUCUCUGAUCUGAUUUAUUACGAGGCACUGAGCCACGCGACCGAGUCCAAGGUCUGGCAGCCACCGCAACACCGUACGAAGCAUAUUCUGGACGAGGAUAUUGAUGGACUUGCGGACCAACUGGCUGGCAAUACGCUUGGAACGAUAAGGGCAUGGACGACCGAGAAAAGAACGAAUGCUGAUCAGACUGGGAACUGGGCCUGGCAGCAACAGCAGCUGGACACAGAGCAGGAGAAAUCCAAGGCGAAGUCCACAGAGCCGCUGAUAAACACACAGUUGCAACAGACAGCGCUUCCGCCUCCCUUAAAGACUUUCGCAUGUUUCGGUCGUCUUCCUACGGAACUUCGACUCAAGAUUUGGAAGUACGCUAGGCCUGAUCCUCGAAUUGUUCGCAUUUCUUGGUCCAAGGACCUCUUAGACCCCCCGCUCUGGGUGGAAAGAUGGAGAAAUGGGUCUGAUCUUCUCAAAGAUGAUGCACCAUGGAUUCAAGACAUUCGUCGACCAAAGUACUCUGAGACUCCAAUUCCUGCCAUGCUACACGUCUGCGCCGAGUCUCGCCAAGUUGCAUUAGGUUGGUAUAAGCUCAGCCUCGACUCGAAACUUACGAAACCGCGUGUAUAUUUCGACUUCGAUUCCGACUAUCUAUACGUUGGAUGCAAUGAAUGCGGAGUCUGCUUCUGUCGCGAUUGCACAAAUAAGGUUGAUUUCGAAGAUUGUCAUGCCGUCAAGCGAGUCUUGGUACACUGGGCGCCGAGGCGGAUUACGCCAUUCUUCUCGCUGCAUCUACGUUUACGUGGCGUGAAGGAGGUUUUGAUCUUUGAUCCUUCCACCGACCCAUUGAACUCAGACACCGAGCUGGCCCAUUUGCAGGAGACCACAAAGCCUUUUAAUUGGCAAGAGGGGAAAAGCCUCUACGACGUCUUUCUUGAGGACAAGCUUCAGUUGGACCAGUUUUACAUGGACUCCGUGAGAAUCCAUCAAGCGCAAGCUAAAGACCCAGGUCCACUGUACCCCACGAAGAUCGCGCGUGUUGAGCUUGUCGUCACGCCCGCGGCGACAAAAAUAUAUGGCUUCAUGGGAGACAAAUCCGAGAACAACGCCAUCGACUUCAGCUUGCACCCAAGAUCGGUGUAA
Hyaloscypha bicolor E is the source of this 1485-nucleotide messenger RNA. RefSeq lists its product as uncharacterized. Lineage: Eukaryota; Fungi; Ascomycota; Leotiomycetes; Helotiales; Hyaloscyphaceae. The record is from RefSeq and is a predicted model, not a curated record. The transcript is spliced from 3 exons. Bases 118 to 1485 code for a protein of 455 amino acids.